AUGCAGAUCUUUGUGAAGACCCUGACUGGGAAAACUAUCACUCUCGAAGUUGAGAGCAGCGACACCAUCGACAAUGUCAAGGCCAAGAUUCAGGACAAAGAAGGUAUUCCUCCAGACCAGCAGAGACUGAUUUUUGCAGGGAAGCAGUUAGAAGAUGGCCGUACUUUGGCUGAUUACAACAUUCAGAAAGAAUCCACGCUUCAUUUGGUGUUGAGGCUUAGGGGGGGAACAAUGAUCAAAGUGAAAACUCUUACUGGAAAAGAGAUAGAAAUUGAUAUUGAACCAACUGACACAAUCGAUCGCAUCAAAGAACGGGUCGAGGAGAAGGAAGGAAUUCCUCCUGUACAACAAAGGCUCAUUUAUGCGGGGAAGCAGCUCGGAGAUGACAAGACUGCAAAGGAUUACAAUAUCGAGGGUGGUUCUGUUCUUCACCUUGUGCUUGCACUGAGAGGAGGUCAAGGUGGAUGUUGUUAG
Messenger RNA from Oldenlandia corymbosa var. corymbosa, 474 nucleotides. Lineage: Eukaryota; Viridiplantae; Streptophyta; Magnoliopsida; Gentianales; Rubiaceae. The record is from the annotation of a GenBank genome assembly.